AUGGGUGGCGUGGUCCCGCGCUCAGCCUCCGCGCUGCCGCUGCUGCUACUGCUGCUGCUCCAGGCGGAGCGGCCGCGGGGCGCCGAGCUCACCUUCGAGCUGCCGGACAACGCCAGGCAGUGCUUCCACGAGGAGGUGGAGCAGGGCGUGAAGUUCUCCCUAGACUACCAGGUCAUCACUGGAGGCCACUACGAUGUCGACUGCUUUGUGAAAGACCCCCUGGGGAACAUCAUCUACAGUGAAACCAAGAAACAGUAUGACAGCUUCACGCACAAGGCCGAGGUCAAGGGCGUGUAUCAGUUUUGCUUCAGUAAUGAGUUUUCCACCUUCUCUCACAAAACCGUCUACUUUGACUUUCAAGUGGGCGACGAGCCCCCCAUUCUCCCAGACAUGGGGAACAGAGUCACAGCUCUCACCCAGAUGGAGUCCGCCUGUGUGACCAUCCAUGAGGCCCUGAAGACAGUGAUCGACUCCCAGAAGCAUUACCGGCUCCGAGAGGCACAGGACCGGGCCCGCGCAGAAGACCUCAACAGCCGAGUCUCUUACUGGUCCAUCGGCGAGACCAUUGCCCUAUUUGUGGUCAGCUUCAGCCAGGUGCUGCUGCUAAAAAGCUUCUUCACAGAGAAACGGCCCAUCGGCAGGACGGUCCACUCCUAG
Rangifer tarandus platyrhynchus (Svalbard reindeer) is the source of this 657-nucleotide messenger RNA. The record is from the annotation of a GenBank genome assembly. NCBI's taxonomy places the organism in Eukaryota, Metazoa, Chordata, Mammalia, Artiodactyla, Cervidae.